AUGCCCGGCAGACAAUCCCACGGGCGGCCUCUGCUGUCCUCAAAGUCGGCACCAAAGAACUUCCGCAAGUCGAAAGCAAAGGCCCAGGCCAAGGCGCUCGACGCCUUCACCAUUGCCUCGGAGCAGUACCCGACCAAGGAGAAGCGCACGCCGCGGUUUCGCGAAAUCGAAGCCGCGCCCGACACCGGAAAGAAGCACAGCCGCGCGGACGACGACGAGGAUGAGGACGAAGACGACGACGACGACGAAGAGCAGCCCAGGCGGAAGAAGGCGAAGCCCUCUGCUGGCGGCGCCGGCGGCAACGACUCGGAUGAGUACGGCAGCGACAGUGAGGGGAACGAGUGGCAUUACGGCGUUAAUGAUGACGAGGACUCGGAGCUCGACAGUGACGAGGCGUUUGGCGAGAGCGACCAGGAGGAUUUCCAGGGCUACUCCUUCAGAGGCAGCAAGUCUGCCAAGGGAAACCAGGACGACUCGGAAGAAGAGGAAGACGACGACGAGUCGCUCGGCGAGGAUGCGAUAGACCUGGCGCAAGCCCUGGACGAGUACGAGUCCGACGAGUCCAUGGCCGACCAAGACGAGGAGGACUCGGAGGGAUCCGACGACUCGGAGUCCGAAGCCGAAAGCCCGCCGUCCUCGGACGAGGACGACGACGAAGAGCAGGAAGCCGACCCCUCGAAGCUGGGCGAGCUGCAAAAAUUCAUCGCCGGCUUCGGCGGCGAGGACGACAAGGACGCGGCGCCCACGAAGCAGAAGCAAAAGAUCAACCUAAAGGACCUCGGCCUCGCGGGCGUCAAGGACGCGCAGAUGCGCAAGUCGGUCAAGCUCAUGGCUAAGGAGGAGAAGGAGACGUCGCGGCCCGGCGCGGGCAAGAAGCUCGAGGUGCCGCUGUCGCGCCGGCAGCAGGACAAGCUGCAGCGCGCGGCGGCGUACGAGAAGGCCAACGAGACGCUCACCCGUUGGCAGGAGACGGUCAAGCUCAACCGCCGCGCCGAGCACCUCGUAUUCCCGCUGCCGCAGAACGCCGCCGACGCGGGGCUCGACAACCGCGAGCUGCAGGCCAUCACAGCCAAGAACACAGCGUCGGAGCUCGAGCAGACGAUCCUCGGCAUCAUGGAGCAGUCCGGGCUCGCGAUGAACAAGCAGGAGGAGAAUAAGAUGAAGAAGGCCGAGGCCGAGGAGGGGCUCUCCCAGGAGGCGCUCAAGGACCUCGUCAACCAGCGCCGGCGCGAGCGGGAGCUCAACUCGCGCGAGGCCAAGCGCGCGAAGCGCAUCAAGAAGAUCAAGUCCAAGGCGUAUCACCGCGUGCACCGCAAGGAGAAGGAGCGCGAGGAGAUGAAGCUCCACGAGGCCAUGGCGGAGAACGGCGAGAUCGACUCCGAGGCGGAGCGCGACGCGCAAGACCGCGCGCGGGCCCUCGAGCGCGUCGGCGCCCGGCACAGGGACUCCAAGUGGGCCAAGCUCGGCGCCGGCAACAAGCGCGCCGUAUGGGACGACGACUACCGCGCCGGCCUGCACGACAUGGCGCGCCGCGAGGAGGAGCUCCGCAAGCGCAAGGAGGGCCGCGCGGGCGGCGACGAGGACUCGGACCGGUCCGCCGACGACGGCAGCGACAGCGACGGGUCGGACGAGGAGGGCGGCGAGCAGCACAGGCUGCUGAAGCAGCUCGACCGCCUCGAGCAGGAGGAGGACGACGGCCCCGCGUCGAAGCUGAUGCAGAUGAAGUUUAUGCAAAAGGCCGAGGCGGCGCAGAAGAAGGCCAACGACGAGCUCAUCGCGCAGAUCCGCCGGGACCUCGACUCGGACGCCGGCGAGGGCGACUCGGACGCCGAAGUCACCGAGACGGGCGGCAAGAGCAGCGGCGCGCGCGUCGAGGACCUGGACAACACCGUCGCCAUGACGGCUGCCCCCGGCAAGCCCAAGUCCAAGUCCAAGCCCAAGUCCUCCGCCGCCGCCGCGGCAAGGAGAACGGGCGGCGCGACCCUCGCCGACGAGGAGUCGGACGGCGACUCCGACUCCCCGGACGUCCACCUGCCCCUCGCGAUCCGCGACAUCGCGGCCAUGGACAAGGCGUUUGCGGGCGACGACGUCGUCGUCGACUUUGCGCGCGAAAAGGCCGAUGUCGAGGCCGAGGACGACGACAAGAUUGUCGACAACACCCUGCCCGGCUGGGGCGGCUGGGUCGGCGACGGCGUCAGCAACCGUGAGAAGAAGCGCCAGCAGGGCCGGUUCGUGACAAAGGUUGAGGGCGUCAAGAAGGCGGACCGCAAGGACGCCAAGCUGGACAAGGUCAUCAUCAGCGAGAAGCGCGUCAAGAAGAACGACAAGUACCUCGCCUCUCAGCUCCCCCACCCCUUCGAGUCCAAGGCCCAGUACGAGCGCUCGCUGCGCCUGCCCCUGGGCCCGGAAUGGGUCACCAAGGAGUCUCAUCAGGAGGCGACGAAGCCGCGCAUCCUUAAGAAGCAGGGCAUUAUUGCGCCCAUGUCAAGGCCGACCAUGUAA
Colletotrichum spaethianum is the source of this 2502-nucleotide messenger RNA. Its product is annotated as U3 small nucleolar RNA-associated protein 15. Gene Ontology annotation, cellular component: nucleolus; small-subunit processome. The record is from RefSeq and is a predicted model, not a curated record. Gene Ontology annotation, biological process: rRNA processing. NCBI's taxonomy places the organism in Eukaryota, Fungi, Ascomycota, Sordariomycetes, Glomerellales, Glomerellaceae. Bases 1 to 2502 code for a protein of 833 amino acids. The transcript has 4 exons.